CGAACAAAAAACAAAGAUAAUGGCGUCUUUGUAAAUAUGUCAAACAAAGGGGCCCACUAUUAGUUUACACUUUGCACCACACUACAGAACUAUUCCCAUCUACACCAAAACUAAUCCAAAAUUAUGUGGUAACAGGUGAUGGUUCAAAAGCCCAUCUUUCUCUCUCGCUCUACCUUUUCUUCUCUCUCUCUCAAAAUGCUUCUACUAUCUCCGAUCUCCACCUCUCUACCACCUUCGUUUCACCAGAGAAAAUCGAUCCGGCGACCAAUUAAGACGUUAUGUAGGGUCGUAGCAAAGGCUAAAGACAAUACCGACGACACUGGCGGAUUUCUUGAGACGGCGGCUGUUGUCGGUGGUUUAGUGUCGACGCCGGUUAUUGGAUGGUCUCUCUACACUUUGAAGACAACUGGUUGUGGUUUACCUCCAGGACCGGCCGGUUCAAUCGGAGCGUUGGAAGGUGUGAGCUACCUGGUGGUGUUGGGCAUCGUGGGAUGGUCUCUAUACACCAAGACAAAAACCGGGUCGGGUCUGCCAAAUGGGCCGUUUGGUUUGCUUGGUGCGGUCGAGGGCUUGUCUUACCUGUCGGUUCUAGCCAUUCUUGUGGUGUUCGGUCUUCAGUUUUUGGAUAACGGAGAUUUCUAUAUAAAAUUCAAGAAGGAUAAUCUGUAAUCAAAAUGCCAAAGAACGUUUUAAAUAGACCGGCUAUAUCGACACGGCGUCGUUUUCUCCUCUUGGUUAUCUUUUUCGAUCCAAUUUAUUAAUAACCGGAAUCCGGUAUAAGAUUUAUUUUGGAUUCGUUAAUUUCGAUCGUCUCUGCGAAUCCAAUCCCUCUCACUUACCUCCUGAAAAACCCUAGCUGAGCUCCGAGAUCUCUUGUCGCCAUGGGAGACUCCAAUGAUCCUUUCAUGCGUGACCAGAACGCCGCCGUUCAGGCGCGCACUAAGGCUCAGAACAGAGCUAAUGUUCUUCAGCUCAAGCUGAUGGGUCAAGGCCACCCUACUGGGUUAACAAACAAUCUCUUGAAGCUCUUUGAGCCACGGCCGCCAUUGGAGUACAAACCACCACCGGAGAAGAGGAAAUGCCCACCUUAUACAGGCAUGGCUCUGUUCGUGAGUAACUUCGCUGAGCCUGGAGAUCCUGAAUACGCUCCACCUAAGCCAGAAGUUGAAUUACCUGCUCAGAAAAGGGAGAGAAUUCAGAAACUACGACUGGAGAAAGGUGUUGAAAAAGCUGCAGAGGACUUGAAGAAAUAUGACCCUAAUAGUGAUCCUAAUGCUUCUGGAGAUCCAUACAAGACAUUAUUCGUUUCAAGACUCAACUACGAAUCCACUGAGAGUAAGAUUAAAAGGGAGUUUGAAUCUUAUGGACCAAUUAAACGGGUAGGUUAUUCUGAGCAUUCCCUUGCGGGUUCGGUAAGAAGUUAUGUAAUGGCUUCCCCCUCUCUAGCUCUUUGCUCAAUUCCUUAAGAGAAAAAAUGCACUUUAUCUACUAAACCAAAAAGGUCGAUCUGCUUCUGAAUAGCCAUAUCUAGUCACUUGGAACUUUCUCUAGUAAGUAAAUUAUAGAUGCAUAUAGUCAAUCUCGUGUAAUUGUCACAAACCUCUUCUGAGAUGUUCGGACAAAUACUCUAUUCAUUAUAAAUGCUAUAGGGUUGUAGGGCGCGAGAGUUUAAUCAGUGAAAUAUUUACUCAUCCUGGUAAGAAAAAUGCUUAUUUAGAGAUAUUUUCUGCCUUAUUCACAAGCGAUUCCGUCCCAAAGAAAAUGCUUCAUCAGGUUACUGGUAUUAAACUAUUUACGCCGUUGACAGUAUCAGAAACCUUUCUUGCUCUUCGUAUUUUAACUUGUUAAUAGGGACUUAGGAAUACUAUAUAUGAAGGCGAUCUGGUUCACUUUUGUGUACAUUUUUUUAGUAAUCUGAAUUUGGAAGAUGUUUCUAUACCCUGGUAAGGGGUGGUUUAUUAGACCUUUCGGAAAUGGUAAAUUUGCUGCAAUGCAUGGGUGGUGACGGUCUCGGAUUUGGAAGCCUAUUAAAUUAAAGGUUCAAGUGGUGAGUGACCAGCUGACCAACAAACCAAGAGGAUAUGCUUUCAUUGAGUACAUGCACACCCGUGACAUGAAAGCUGCAUAUAAACAAGCUGAUGGACAAAAGAUUGACGGUAGAAGAGUGUUGGUUGAUGUUGAGAGAGGUAGAACCGUCCCAAACUGGCGUCCACGCAGGCUUGGUGGUGGACUUGGGGCCUCAAGAGUCGGUGGUGGUGGUGGUGGUGGUGAAGAAACUGUUGGCGAACAACAACAGCAGCAAGGUAGAACAUCCCGGUCAGAGGAGCCAACAAGGCCACGAGAAGAGCGUGAGAAAUCUCGGGAAAAAGGAAAAGAAAGGGAACGAGAAAGGUCUCGUGAGCUGUCGAUUGAACAGCCUCGAGAGCGGUCUCAUGACAGGCCGAGAGAAGAUAGAGAGAGAGAAAGCAGACGUGACCGAGGAGGCAGAGAUAGGGAUAGAGAAAGAGACAGCAGACGGGACCGUGACCGGAACCGUGAUAGAGGUGAUAGAGACCGACGCGACCGUGACAGAGGACGAGAUCGCUCUACAAGGGAUCAUGACAGAGAGCGUGAUAGAAAGAGGGAGCGAGACUACGAAGGAGGUGAAUAUGAGCAUGAAGGUGGUGGUAGGUCCCGUGAAAGAGAGCCGGAGUAUGAACGGAGCGUGUCAAAGCACCAUGACCGAGACAGACAUGGCGAGCCAGCAGAGAGCCGUAGCAACUACUACGAAGACGAUCAAGGGGAGACAGACCGGUAUAGUAAUCGGUACGAUAAAAUGGAGGAAGACGAGUACAACAGAUAUGAGCAUGAUUACAAGCGGUCUGAGAGAUCAGAGUCACGUGAGUAUGCUCGCUGAUGUUUAAUGUUUUUGUUUUAAAGUUUUGUUUCAACAAAAAAGUGAGUCUAAAAACUCUGGAACUUGGGGAUCGUUUGUUUUUCCUUUAUUAUAAAUCAAACAUAAUGCAAUUUUGUUUAUUACUAUUGAAUAUUCUUUGCUCGUCUUGUGAUCGCUAUUUUAUUGUUGUACACCAAUGUUUUCAUGUAAUCAUUUAAUUUUAUUUAAUCAAAAUCUUAUGUUA
Molecule: messenger RNA, 3119 nt
Organism: Thlaspi arvense
Lineage: Eukaryota; Viridiplantae; Streptophyta; Magnoliopsida; Brassicales; Brassicaceae
Source: the annotation of a GenBank genome assembly